This is a messenger RNA of Vitis riparia (riverbank grape), 1613 nucleotides long. Its product is annotated as serine carboxypeptidase-like 17. The transcript has 14 exons. Bases 30 to 1418 code for a protein of 462 amino acids. Gene Ontology annotation, molecular function: serine-type carboxypeptidase activity; acyltransferase activity, transferring groups other than amino-acyl groups. The record is from RefSeq and is a predicted model, not a curated record. NCBI's taxonomy places the organism in Eukaryota, Viridiplantae, Streptophyta, Magnoliopsida, Vitales, Vitaceae. Gene Ontology annotation, biological process: secondary metabolic process; proteolysis.
CCGAUCACUCUGCAGCAACUGCGAGAGCCAUGAAUCUGCAAUAUUUUCUGCUUCUACCUCUACUGCUUUUCUCAGCAACUGUAGUAGUGUCUCAAAACAUUGUCAGGACUCUGCCUGGUUUCUCCGGCGAGCUUCCCUUUAAGCUUGAAACUGGAUAUGUGAGCGUGGGUGAUAUAGAGUUCUUCUACUACUUUGUGGAGUCUCAGUGCAACCCUCGAGCUGACCCUCUUAUUCUUUACAUCAAUGGAGGCCCUGGUUGUUCUGGCUUGAAUGGCUUCGUUUAUCAAAUUGGUCCAGUUGCUUUCAACACCACAGAUUAUACAGGAGGCUUACCAACAUUGCUACUUUAUCCACACUCAUGGACCAAGACGGCCAACAUACUAUUUUUAGAUGCACCUGUGGGCACUGGCUUCUCCUAUGCAACAACAACCCAAGCCUACACCACCUCAGACACAUUGUCCGCCAUUCAGACUAUUGAGUUUUUGAAAAAUUGGUUGAAUGAUCACCUGGAUUUCAAGUCGAAUCCAUUCUUUCUUGGGACGGAUUCCUAUUCAGGCAUACUUGCUCCCAUCAUUGCUCAAGAAAUAAUAGAUGGAAAUGAAGUUGGAGAAGAACCCCACAUUAAUCUCAAAGGAUACUUGAUUGGAUGUCCUCAUACUGAUACCACUCUUGAAAAAAACUCAAGAAUAGUAUAUGCUCACCGGAUGGCACUUAUAUCUGAUUCACUCUAUGAGGCUGCCAAAACAAGUUGCAAUGGAAGAUAUGUUGAUGUAGAGCCCUCCAAUGCAAAAUGUGUAGAGGCUAUUGAAUCUAUCCUCCUGUGCAUAGAACAAAUAAGCCUCCAGGAUAUUUUGGAGCCAAAUUGUGCUUUCUUAACCCCAAAACAAAACAAAGAAAUUCGAAGAUCACUCCAAGAGAAUUCAAAAAGUUUCCUCCUUCCAUCACAUUACACAACCGGUGAUGCUUGGUGUCGUAAUUUCGAGUAUUUGCUAUCUGAUAUAUGGACGAACUACAAAAGUGUCCAAGAGGCCCUCUACGUUAGACCAGGAACAGUAAAAGAAUUUUUCAGGUGUAACAUUAGCCUAUCUUACACUGUGAAUGUCAACAAUGUCAUUGGAUAUCACAAAAACCUCACCAACUCAGGCUUGCAAGUUCUAGUUUUCAGUGGUGAUCAUGAUAUGGUUAUUCCGCAUGGGGGCAUCGAGCAAUGGAUAAAAUCUUUCAAUAUUUCCAUAGACAGCGAUUGGCGACCGUGGUACGUCGACGGCCAAGUUGCAGGGUACACAAGAAAGUACACCAACAAUGGUUAUCGCUUAACAUAUUCAACCAUAAAGGGAGCUGGCCACUCACCUCCUGAGUACAAGCGCAGGGAAUGUUAUGAGAUGUUCUAUAGGUGGAUCCAUUAUUAUCCUCUUUAAUCGUACGUGAAUGCAUGCCCACAUUGGUUCGUGGGCUCAGCAUCAAGAUUGUGCACUUCCAGUACAAUGAUAAUAUUAGUUUCUAGUACUCUUAAGAAUUCCCAAAAUCUGCAAUAAAAUUGUUUAUUGAGUGGAAAUUUAGGUCUAUUGGAUAAUUGUUUUUGAAAAUAAUUUUGAGAGAGCUUUUGAGAACUA